Gopherus evgoodei (Goodes thornscrub tortoise) is the source of this 8492-nucleotide messenger RNA. It is a transcript of the gene ZNF831, whose product is annotated as zinc finger protein 831. The record is from RefSeq and is a predicted model, not a curated record. NCBI's taxonomy places the organism in Eukaryota, Metazoa, Chordata, Testudines, Testudinidae. Bases 169 to 5832 code for a protein of 1887 amino acids. The transcript is spliced from 6 exons.
CCACCGUAAAGCCUUCAAUGAUCAGUUUAAAAAAAAAAAAGAAAAUUGAAAAAGGAAACAGGAUGCUUCUUUUGUUUCAACGGUAUUCCAGAGAGACCUGUACCACUCCACCUGCCUAUGGACUGACCGCCUAAAGAUAACUGAACUGGAUAACAUACAACCUUUGAAAUGGAGGCACAAAGGCAACCCCAUUCCACAGUUGCACUAGCUGAUCAACCAGUUAAAGUUUCAUCUCUUCAGGCUGCACAGGGUUCAUCAAGUAUAAGACAGAGUCCUGUGAUUUUUCAGCAGGAACACGCCCUGCCUCAGACUAUAUACCUGAAAGCUCUUACCAUACCACUGUAUCAUCCUAUCCAGUCAGGAUGCUAUCAGUCAAACAACCAGUUAGCAGCUGGUGGAAGCAGCAUAAAUCUAGACAGCAGUAAUAUGCCUUUAAUCCUAAGCCCACUUCUGCAUUCGGAGAGGAUAGAUCAGCCUCAGCCAGUUGCUCAGAAACAAGCAGGGCGAACUUUGACAUUAAACCUAGUUAGUUCACCGGUUUUACCAUCAAGUUCCUGUCCAAAUGCACCUAUUGGAAGCCCAGGGAAAUACAAAAAUGCCAGGAAGUACAUCUGUAAACACUGCGGACGAGAUUGCUUGAAGCCAAGUGUCCUUGAGAAACAUAUUCGCUCACACACAGGGGAGAGGCCCUUUCCCUGCACCACCUGUGGUAUUGCAUUUAAAACUCAAAGCAAUUUAUAUAAACACAGAAGAACCCAAACACACGUCAACAAUACCAAGCUGCCCUCAGGCUCUGACAACAGUGGCAUAUUAGAGGAGAAUGAGAAGGCAACAGACAGCAUCAUGUCACACCAGGGUGCAAAACGAGACAACAAUAUCUGUGAGAAGGGGGGGGCAGGGACUGAACAAAUAAUUUCAGAGACUAAUACCACAGUGGACACUAAGAAAUUUCCAUCCAUUAUUUCACUGCCAACACUGAAUGCUUUAUCGCUUACAUCAGAAAGUCAGAAGAUAACAAUUGACGAUUCCUAUUGGCCAGAGGCAAGUCAGGGUACCUCUGAAAGAGAACCAAUGCAAGAUCCCCAAAAUCUAUCUUCUCCAGUAGUUUUGCCAGACAGUCUACACCAGAGAAAGAUGAUACAGGAACAAAGAUUCUCAACAGCAAACAAACAUAUUCAAUUGCAAAGGCAGCAAGCAACUUAUUCAGAUAAGCAAUGGAACAGCAAACUAUCUGACUAUAAGCUAAAGAAGUGUGAGAGCACUGAUUCUGGAUAUCUGUCACGCUCUGAUAGUAUAGAACAACAGAUGUUGACCUCCAGCCCUCUGCAUAGUCUUUGUGAACAAAGCACCCAGCUGGAAAAUGAAACUGCUUUCAGUGGCUUAAGGUGCACGGCAGGAAGUAAUGCAAAACUGGAUUCAGCUGAGAAAGCAACAGCCUUGAUGCUAGAGAAAAAGAAGCUGGAAGAGCAUAUCUCAAAACUGAUCUCUCAUAACAAAGCUGUGGUGGAUGAUACCCAAUUAGACAAUGUUAGACCCAGAAAAACAGUGCUUUCCAAGCAGGGCAGUAUUGAUCUGCCUAUGCCUUACACAUACAAAGACUCCUUCCAUUUUGACAUCAGAUCUCUUGAUGUCAACAGGAAAAAGAAUCUUUCCCUUUGUUCGGCAAAAUCUACCUUUACACCCAUAGAAAAAUCCAAGCCAUUGUUUUUUCAUUCAGUCCCCACGCAAUUCUCAACAACAAUAGACUGUGUGCCUGUUACAAGAAGCAACUCUUUGCCAUUUGUAGAGAGCACAAGAAUGGCACACGACAGAGUGGGUAGCUCAAAACUACCAUCUCUCACUAGGCAGCCCCUGAAUACUAGCUCUUCUAUCUUGUUGCAUAGCAACAACCUUGCUGCAAGCUCAGUGGAUUUUCCUAACAGCCAUCCCCGUGCACUUGUCAGACAAACAGCAGUGGAUGAUUUGCCACUAAGUAACGCAGUCUAUUAUUAUUCUCCUUCUGAGAAGAUGAAAGAAACUAAAAAGCCUGGAGCUGGAGGAGAAGGAGUGAAUGCUAAAUGUAAGAAGUCAACUCAAAGGAAAUUAAAAAUGUUCUCUCAGGAAAAAUGGCAGAUGUAUGGUGAUGAAACAUUCAAGAAAAUCUACCAAAAAAUGAAAAACAGUCAAACUGCUAAGAAACUGAAUCAAAGGGGGGAAAAGGCAACAGACAAUAUAGGCUUCACCCCUGAUCCAAAGGAAGCAGCCGGUGGUGGUGGAGUUAUUCAGCUAAAAGAUGGUAGGAGCUCUCUAAGUGGGAAUCUUUCCUCCCCUCUGACCAUUCCUACAACAGAAUUAAACCCUGUGGAAUCAAAAACCUGUCCCAUUGGUAAUAAUUUACUGCACGGGGUUUCCUCAAAAGAGAAUGCAGGCAGAUUUACAGAACUAAUGGAAACAGCACAUUCAAUAAAUGCUGGUGAACAGAGUGUAAUAAGCAAAACUUCCCCAAAACAUGGCUGCAGCAACAAACAUAGUUCAGAUAAAUGUACAGGUGGCAAUAAUAUGUUACUAGCUGUAAGCAGUCAUGGAAUGAGGCUUCAACUUAAGCAAAGAGCUAGUCAAUUAAACUCUAACUUGCUGAACACUGAUAGUCUGCAAAUGCAUAACAGUCAAUUGGAAGAGUCAUGUCCUGGGAGUGAAUCAAAUACCCUCGUAUUAGAUAGUGAAAAUAUUUUUAAAAGUGAUGGAGAAAACCACAGUAAUAAAGAAACUUCUCAACAUGCACAGAUGGCUGUAAGGGCACACAACUGCAUCAGUGGUGAAUCUACACAGGCAUUCCAAAAGCUACCAUCAGAGAGAAAAAAACUGAAAGUUGAUGAGCUGAAGAGUGGAGAUAAUAAAGCUCUAAAAUCUAGUCCCAGCCCCAGUAGCGAAAAUAAUAUAGUAGGUGAAACAGUGAAAUUGAUAGACUGUUAUAGCGUACAUGCCGUCUCCCCAGCAUUAGUUAAACAGUCAGCUAAAGAAGGAAAGCAGAAUUCAAGCACAGACAUUAAUGAAUCAAUCAGCAGUGCUGAAGGCAUGGAAUAUGAGAAAACCAUGAAACUCCACAUAGAACCCAUAUAUUAUAGUGAUAAUACUGUUAACCUUCUUCCACAAUCAACAAAGAUCUCAAAAGCUUCACUUUCUGAAUUUCUGGUGCCUGAGUUAAAGAAAGAUAAUUGUAGUUCUUUUGCCUUGAGUAAGGUGACGGAUACAGGAGCCAAAACAUGUCCGGUGACAGCAGGAGCAAGAGUGCCACUUCAUAGUGGUGAUGAUGCUGGUAUAUCUUCCACUACUCAAAAUCUGGAGCUUGGUCAGGUAACUCCACCUCUAAAGAAAAAUGCAUUUUCUCCAAAGUACAUCCUUAAAUUACCGCAAGAAGAGAGUACUACAGACCUGUCACUUUUAGUGGAACCAGGGCAGGAGAGCAUGCCUGGUGUUUCUCUACCAGUUCCGAUAACCAAAACUUCCUGCACUAUCAACAGGACAGUCAGUGCUGAUUCCAGUGCUGUGUUUUUGUCCCCAUUACAAUUUGAACUGAGACACCAGGCCAGAGCAGUAGGGCUAAGAUGGGGUGUACAUACAAACUGGAAGGCUCUGGUACCUUGUUCACCAGUCAACUCAACAACAACUAAUAUCACAACCAAGAUAGAUGACAGCUUUCAGAACCAAAGCUGCAGGCAGAAGAAAAUAAUGAAAGACACCUGGAAAGAGACUGAGGAUAAAGAUAACUUAAGUGAUCGAAUGCAAGCAGAUGAGAAGUGGAUAAAUACCGCUGUUUGCUCUGCACAAACCACAGGGAAGAAAGUAUGCUUUACUUCUAUGUAUACAGGUGGCUUUUUCAUAUCUGCAGACAUCAAAGGAGAGAAUCAGGUCUUACACCACCUUCACUCAGGAAAUAACUCUUUAAUGAUGACAUCUUCAUCAGGCAAAGGGGCAACCUCUAGUGGGGACAUGGAACAGAAAAGCAUGGGAUGGGACACAGAUGGUAGCUCUUCAGGCAUCCUUAAGGACACUUCACCAGGGUCGCAGGAUUUACAGUAUUCUAUUCAUUCAAUGGACAAUUCCAAUUAUUUUUGCCAUUCCUUUGGCACAUUUUAUUGCCACACCCUCAGUACUCAACGUAAGGAACUCCCUGCACUGUCCCAAAUCACUUUGACUUGUCUCUCGGGAAACUCAAGGAUCUCGAGCACAAAAGGUUCCUUCCCAUCACUAAAUGCUGAGCCUCAAUUAACUUGGUGUUGUUUAACCAGAAGCCUUCCUCUGCCUGCUGAGCAAAAGGAGAAGGCUGACUCUGCUUACUCUUCCUUGCACAUCUGCAAGAAAAAAUCUGGUAGUGAAGGCACAUUGUCAAAAUGUGACUUUUCUUUUAUCAAAGUGAAAAAUAUUAGCAAGACUGGGCCCUAUGGCCACACCACUGGGAAUUUAAAAACACUGGUUUCAUCCUUUUCACAGGGAGAACAGCCACAGAAGCAGUCCAGUUCAAAGGCUGGAGGAAGUGGAGCUUCAGAAAAUAUUUCAGAGCGAGAGAAGAAAGAAAUACUUUGCAGAAGGAAAAAAUUCACAACAAAUAAAUCCAAGAGGAGCCAUAAACAGAAAAAAAUGAAAAUCAACCAAAAAUGGUCCAAAGGGAACCACAUGCAUGGAUAUACUCAGUUGAAAACUAACAGGCUGAGCAAGCAACACUGGCUUCCAAACAGGACACUAGAGUCUCUGAAAAAGCAUCAGCUGCUCCACACAGACAAUAGCCUUAAUCGAUGCAAGAAAUGCCACUCUCCUGCAUCAAAUUUGCAAGAUAAUUAUCUCCCCCAGCAAGAGGAGCUAUCUUGCCCCAACUCAGACAAGCCAGCGUCCAAAGGGAAUAAUCAUAAGAAAGAAGACAGGAAUCAAAAAAAUAACUCAGGAAUAUUUUCACCAGCUGGGCAUUCAAUCAGCUUCACGCAACAAGGCAAACUGGAUGGAAAAGAUGUUACUAGACCAGUAGAGAAACACUCAAGAGGCAAUCUCUUUAUUCAGAACCUUAAUGCAACUCCAGGAUUACCUAUGGUAACAUACUCAUGUUCAUCACCAGCUAAAGCAGCCAUGCAACAAACCAACAAUGACCUGGACAUCUGCUGUUUAGUGACUCAACCUCUCAUACGUCAGAAAUCAUUUCCAGUGGAGCCACCACCAAAUGCUCAUUCUGACCCUGUGGAGUCCUCUUUUUGGUCUUUUCCUUUUGAUUUAGUAGGCACAGGCACAUGCUGCCAGCAUGUGAGUAUGGGUUCAGAGGUUACUGCUCCUUUUUCCUUAUGGCCAAAAGCUGACCACAAAAAUAUACUCAAUUUAGAGUCACAGGGUCAAAGUUUUGCUGCAUUAUACCCAUUGGUUCAGACCUCAGGAAAGGAGGAACAUCCAAUGGAAGGAAAUUCAUACUCAUCUCUGAAGGAGAAACUUACUCCUAGUUCCAAAACUGUGUGUUCAGCUUUAUUGGGAUCAAAGGUAAACACCCUUCCUGAGACAUCAAUCACAAAUACUAGCUUACCUAGCACAGCUAAUAUACAGGGGAUAAACUCUUCUAAUAACAGUCCUCAUGGAUGCAUGGACAAGAAUGGAGCCUACUUACAAUCAGAUGGCCAUGGAAGACUUAAUAAAACUGGCACUAAUACUUUUAAAGAGCCCUCAUUUCCCUUCAGUCCCACAGAGUCCACAGCUAGCUCUGAAACACCUUCCAAAACAUACAAAAAAAGAGGUUUAGAGAUGAUAAGGAAACAAACCCGAGUGGAAUACGAUGACACAAGCAGUGAUGAUGAAGACAGGCUAGUUAUAGAAAUAUAGCAAACAGGACACUGCCAUGGCAGAUGGAUGUAUGAUGGUACAUUAUAGAGCGAAAUGGAAAUUGCAGAUCAUUGAUCUACUUUUUGAAGCACCUUAACAUCAGAAUAGCCAUUCCUGCACAGUUUAGGCAAAGUUCUCGUCUAAGAAAACAGUUCUUCUUUGAAAGGACUCAGGCUUCUUUUACAUAUUUUAAUGCUUUUGUAUGCAGCAAGGAAGCAGUUAAAUUAUAUAUUUAAAUGCACAAGGUGGUUCCCAACUCCACUAAGCCUCAUCAAUCCCACAUAACACCCACAAUCCCCAGCUCACAGAGACUGUAUUAAAAACACACUGCAGUGUAUUUGUUUACCAAUAAUGAUAAAACAGCAAUCAGCCUCCUUAAUGCAUAAGUUGAGGUGUAGAUUGUAACAAACCACUAGGUAUAUUUUUUUCCCUUUGCUCCCCUUUUUAGUAAUUAUUUCCAGCUUUGCUGGAAGUUAUGUAUGUAUGUACAUAUGUUACGUAUGUAUCCCCCAGAUAUCUAUGAUAUUGUGAGAUAUCACACGAAUACUGACUUUUUCCAUGUUGUACAAUGGUCAAUGCUUCUUUGUGACAAAAUGACACAAGCAUGCCCUGCUUUGUGUUUUGUGCCUUUUCUGCCGAGAUCUACUGAAAUAUUUUAUUCUUUGGCUCUACUUUGAAAAAAUCGGGGUGUAAAUAGGUAAUGUCAAUGUUUCUCUGUAAUGAGAUUUUUAACAGAUUUUCUCUGAUUCUGUUUUUCAGAUUGUGCUCUAAAAGCAAGUUACAAUGUUUUGUUUUAUUGUUCUGAAGUUUAGCCCAAAUGAAAACUUUUGCCUUUCCCUCCAAACUCCUGCAAAUAGGUUAAAGUUGACAUGAGAUGGAUUUUUUCUAGGGUUUGGCAUCAGGGCAUUUGCAGCACUAUUGUCACGUAAAUCAACUUCUGCUCUGAAACCCAAAAUUUACUUUGUUUAAGUGAAAACAUCUUCAGUCAGUGAAAUACCAGAUACACUUACCAUUCACUAGAAAGCUAGUUUAAACUUACAGAGAAAGUCUGAAAUCAUUGCACUGCUGUACUAGAGUCAAAUUUUAUACUUAACUUUGCUAUGAGUUUUUGUAUAAUUUGGAUUCAUAUACAGGAUUUUAUGGAUUAACUUUCAUGUGAUAUUCAUAACUGCAUGUACUUUAAGGAAUGAAUAAUCAUGCAGUCAUGCACAAGUGAGCCUGUGUGGGUCAUGGUCAUAAAUAGGUCUAGUGUACUAUCUAUGUGUGUCAGAGAAACAUAUGCAUAUUGUAAGAAGUGAAUGAAGUGCCAGAAUGACAACCCUUCUGUGGAUACACAUAAAUGGAACCAAAUGCUAAGCUCUGUCAUCCCUUUGCACUCAUAUGCAUUAUGAAAGUGACCAUAGUUCCAAUUUGCCUGCAGAGAGUUUUUUAUUUAGCAUCAAAUUAUGUUGGUAUAUAUUUUUACUGUUAGGGAAAUUGAUAUCAUGAUCAGAGUGUUAUACUGAUUUCUAAUUAUAAAUGCUAGUGCUGUUGUGUUGAAAAAGGUUAGUGGAGUUAGCAGGAUUUUUUCUUCUUCAGCAGUAAAGGACAUAGAUUAAAGAAUAACCUACAAAAUCUUUAUUUAUUCCUUAUAAAAAUACUACGAUAUUCUUUCCCAAAAUCAGACAGAUUUCAGUAGGGUUCUUACAGGAUUUGGGAUCAUGAUUUCAUGAAACAAUGGAAGUAUUGCUUUAAUAAAAAUGAGCAUUAUCUAUUUUCCCUUUUUACUUCUGUGAAACCCUGGGACCUUAUUCUGAUCUCACUUCUUAUAUGCUGGUUUUAUAACACUAGCAUUAAUUCCAUAUACUUUAGAAGAGUUAGUUCCUGAUUUUCAGGAGUGUAAAUGAAAUCAGAAUUAUGCCCAUUAAGCUUAUAGGUCAGAGACUAGUGGGGCCCCAUUCUGUAAAUAAACUUUAUUCAAACCUGCUCUUAAUUUCAAUGGGAUUUCUAUGUAUGGAACAGGGACAUGAGAUGGCCAAUUAGUGUAUUAAGCUAGGAAGGUUUAUACUAAAGACUAGCAAAUCUGGAUAUGAAGUUCCUGUUUUGGGAAGUUAAGAAGCAUGAAAGGUAUGAACACUGGGGGACUGGCUGGCCCUGUAAGUUGCAUAUUGUAAUUGCAUAUUUUUGUUGAAUAUGCAAGAUAUAGUACCUAAAAUACUAUUUGUUUGUUGAAUGUUGAUAAGAAUGAUACAACUGACUUAUUUGUAUAUUUUUUAAAAAAUCUGUUCCUUUAUAUUCUUAACUUAUUUUGUUUUGAUAAAAAUUAAACUUGAAGGUCACAAUGACACUAAGAAUGUGGUAGUUAUUAGGGUUUGGUUUUUAAAAAUUCAAAUGCACCAUGGGGUGAAUGUGGGAAGGUCAGGUAAUCCAGGGAUACCCACCAUAUGCAGUAUAACUUUGCCAUUCUGCCGUGACAUCUUUCCCUGAAUUAUACAAUAGAAAUACAACUGGAAAUGAGGAAAUUCACUCUAGAGAAUAACGGUAAAUGUGUGGUAGUGCCAAAAUAAAAAUGAAGGGGCAAAAAAAUGACACGCUGAAGUUUAAUGUUUGUAGAAGUAAACAUCUUUCUAGGAUGUGCAGAUGUGAAUGGUGACGUAAGUUCCUAAAUGUUAUAUUCUUUC